This is a messenger RNA of Erythranthe guttata (spotted monkey flower), 1664 nucleotides long. The record is from RefSeq and is a predicted model, not a curated record. Lineage: Eukaryota; Viridiplantae; Streptophyta; Magnoliopsida; Lamiales; Phrymaceae.
AUCUUUUCUUCUUGAUCAUGUGUGUAAUUAUUUGCAUGCAGUACUGCUGUUGGCUGACGUGUUGGUUCGAUUCGCAUUCUUUGUGAUGCAAAAUUACUUAACCGAUGUUUGGGAACUGAGCUUUACUUACGCCGCUGGAAUGUUGAAUAUCUGGAACGGAAUUUCCAUGAUACUCCCAUUGUUCUUCCUCUUCCUCGUCGACGCCCUUAUCGGAAAUUUCACAAUGCUCGUCGUUUCUAGCAUAUCCUACACUCUGGGGAUUGGGUUGGUUGCCAUGUCAACACCGCCGGUGCUUGCCAACUGGACGGGCACAUGCAAACAAUACGAGCCACAGUGUAUCGGUCAUGCACAAAAAGUUCUCUUCUACACGGGCAUGUCAUUGCUAGCCGUCGGAAUAUCUGGUUACAAUGUCUCGUUGACUCCUUUCCUCAAGGAACAGGAUGAAAAUUAUAGUCCUGAUGCUGACGUGGAUGACAACAGAGACAGCGACAGCUACGACAGCGACGAAAAUGAAGACGAAGACCUAGACGAUGUCGAUUAUUUUCAAGUGGUCCUCAUACCUGUGAUUGCAGCCAUUGCACUUCCAUAUAUAAAAUCGUGGUCCCUCGCCUUUGGAAUCCCAGCCAUUUCCAGUGCCAUUGCCACCUCUGUUUUUUUAACCGGUUCGUUUAAAUACCGUAAGGCCGAGCGAAUAAGGAGAUGGGAACUCUUGUCGGGAACACAAAUCGGAACCACCGAAUUCGCCGUCCGAACAAUCCCUAUGUGGAUGACAUUCAUAGUGUGCGGGAUUGUAACCUCAACAGGAAACACGUACUUCAUAGAACAGGCGAACCGCAUGGACCGCAAACUAGGUUCGUGGAACCCCCCGAUCGAGUUAUUGCUACUCCUGAGCGGGUACAGCAGAGAAGGUGUCGCUUUCGUCGCUGAAAAGUAUCCGAAGAAGUUAGAAAGCUUUAUAUCCAUCCCCACAAUAAUAGCAGACGCAAUGAUUUUCUCCGUCCUAUGUUGCAUAACCGCUGCGAAAGUCGAGACACGGAGGAUUAAUGUCAUCACAAGGCAUGGUUUGCUGGACAAGCCGAAUGAGGAGAUCCCCAUGAAAGUGGGUUGGCUGUACCCGCAGUUUGCUCUACUGUCGAUCAUGGAUGUAGGCAUCGAAAUGGCCGUCGCCUCGUUAACGAAGAAGUUUGAGUGCCCUGGAUCUGUAAGAAAAUACAUAGUUUGUUUUGCUAAAGGGGUUUGUGGCGUGGGAUUCAUGUGCGGUGUGCUGUCAGUUUAUGCUGUUGGUGAAGUGAGUGAGAUUGGCGGCAAAACGAACUGGUUUCAGUUCACGUUGAAUAGGAGCCGUUUGGACAGGUAUUACUGGGUGCUCGCAGGUUUGACUAGUUUGACUUUGGUUUUGUUCGUACACGUGGCUUGGUGUUACAAAUGCAUCUACAGGCAGGGGAUGAUUGACCCAGCUUCCAAUGAUGAAUAAUAAACAGGAAAAAGUCGUCCCUCACGUUAGCAUCGAUUUUCCACAUUUGGUCACUUAUGUUAAAAAAUACAUUUGAUUCCUCAAGUUUCAAAAAUUCAACAUUUUUAGUUAUUUUUGUCAAUUUUAUGGAUGUUAAAUGAGCAUGUGAUGUUAUUGUGUUUGGAAUUGCCAAGUCAAUGCAUUUAUAUAU